AAUGAAUCCAUCAGUUAGUCAGUAAACGAAUAACUAAACACUAGCAAAAUGACCGGAGUACCUUGUCAAUUAGUGAUUAUUUCCGAGGAUCCAGAUAACUUACCAAUAAAGGACGCCUUUGUUAUUGUAAAGCAGUUAUUUAUAUAUGGUGUAGAGGAUGUGUCACUUAAGGGAGAUAAAAUAUUUGUCAAACUAUCGUACUCACCUAAUAAUAAGACAUUAAAAAAGAAGUUUGGAUACCUUCCAAUAAGGUAUAUGAGAAUUAAAAUAGACAACGAGGAGGAGUUCCAUGUACUGGAAGAUAUCUGCAAAAGAUACCGCUUCAACCUUCUGGACGAUGAGGUGGAGGAAUUUGAAAGGUACCAAGAAAAAAAACAGCUGGUGGGUAUAAAGCGACCAUUUCUUUCUCCUCCUCCUCCUCGUCCUCCUUCUCAUUUUGGUCACUCUUCUCUUCUACCAAUGACUUCAUCUUCUACACCAACGAAUUCAACUGCUCCACCAACGAAUUGGGCAACAACAUCAGCAGAAUCACCAGCAAAAAAACAAAAACGAAAAAUGACGAGGACGACGACAUCACAAAACCCAGAGGAGGUACUAGAUCUUGACGAACUUAAUAUAGAUCAUUUCCUGAGUCAGAAAUAGAAAAAUUGGGAAAAAGUAUGUAGAUUUAUUAAAUAAAAUGCGUUUUUAAUUA
Messenger RNA from Diabrotica virgifera virgifera (western corn rootworm), 694 nucleotides. RefSeq lists its product as uncharacterized. The record is from RefSeq and is a predicted model, not a curated record. Lineage: Eukaryota; Metazoa; Arthropoda; Insecta; Coleoptera; Chrysomelidae. The transcript is spliced from 2 exons. The coding region runs from base 49 to 642 and encodes 197 amino acids.